This is a messenger RNA of Equus quagga, 1408 nucleotides long. RefSeq names its product killer cell lectin like receptor B1 (gene KLRB1). The record is from RefSeq and is a predicted model, not a curated record. The coding region runs from base 51 to 728 and encodes 225 amino acids. NCBI's taxonomy places the organism in Eukaryota, Metazoa, Chordata, Mammalia, Perissodactyla, Equidae. The transcript has 6 exons.
UUGGAGUUUGCCCUGAUACAUGAGUUUGGUGCCACAUUCUCUUGUUUGCAAUGGACAGACCUGUGAUAUAUGCUGAUUUAAACUUACCCCGGGAUUCUGGCCUUAAAAGUUCAUCACCCUCGUCUCCUCCUCAGGAUAUCCGUCAGUGUCCACGUUGGCACCAAUUUGCUCUGAAACUUGGUUGUGCUGGAAUUCUUCUUCUUGCCUUGACUGUGAUUGUAUUGAGUGUCUCAGUGAUAUUCUUAGGACAAAAAUCAUCAAUAGAAAAAAGCAGUGUGGAUAUUCAAGAGAGAAGGAACGAAACAACAGAGAGACCAAACCUGUUAAACUGCCCAAUGGAUUGGCAUCUAAUUCAAGAAAAAUGCUUGUUUAUUUCUCAAAAUCCUAGCCCUUGGAAUGACAGUCUAGCUGACUGUUCCAUAAAAGAAUCCAUUUUGCUGCUUAUUCGAGAUCAGGAAGAAUUGAAACUCGUACAAAAACUGAUAGAACAUGGAGGAAUUCUAUACUGGAUUGGAUUAAAUUUUACAUUACCAGAGAAGAACUGGAGGUGGAUAAAUGGUUCUUUUUUAAAACCUGAUGCAUUAAAAAUUACUGGGGAUGCUGAAGAAAAUAACUGUGCUUUAAUUUCGAAGGAAAAAAUUUUUUCUGAGAACUGUGAGGCAGAAAAUAAAUGGAUCUGCCAAAAAGAACUAAAAUCUGUCAGAAAUAAAGUGUGUCCAGACUCUUGACUGUAUAUCCCCUCUCAAUUUACUUCCCAUCACAAGUCUCUGUAAUUUUAACUAUAUAACUAUAUAUACUGUUAAAAUGGUUUAAUAUACAUUUAGUGGCACAAAGUGAGCAAAUAGCACAAAUUCUAAAAUUGUUGUGAAUCUUACAGAAGUUCAUGUCUAAACUAUUUAUUCUAUAAACGAGGCAACAGAUACACAGAGAAGACGUGUACUAUUUUAAGAGACAGAGAUGUUCUGUCGCAAGAAUCCUAGACCAGCUGAGGGGAAUUGGUUUCUACUCCUGGCAUAUAUGCGUAACCUUCAUUGAUACCUUCUAUGCCUUAGCUGAUCUCCAAAAACGUUGUAGUAAACGAUUUCUAAAGUCUUGUGCGUCUCUCAUAGUCUGUGAUUUUUCACAACACCACACAACUGGGUUGUGGCAGAAUAUUAAUUAAAGUCCAUUCUCUUGACUCUUACAUCAGAGACACCUAACUAAAGGAGUUUGGAAAGAAAGCUUACCUCUAGACCCCCAUUCCAAAAUUCUUCCCAUUUCAAUUUUCUCAUUUCUUCUUUAUUUUCAUUCAAUGUCUCUUUUUAUGGCUCACACAUAAUCUGUAGGAAAUAUGUUAUCAAACUUUUCAUUAUUCUAAUGGAAAAUAAGUGAUAUUUUUUCAGUUCUGCAAUUGGGGAAAUGAAGGUAA